AUGGACUUUGCUGGAUGCUCCCUGACGAUGCUGGAUGCUUCUCUAUUAUCAGCUUUUGUUGAUAGGUGGCACUCGGAGACAUCAUCCUUCCAUCUUCCAUUCGGGGAGAUGACGGUGGCUUUGGAUGAUGUGCAUUCCCUAUUUCACCUUCCGAUUGCUGGUACGUUUUUUACACCAAUUCAUCGGGACCAGGCGACGCCGGUACGGAUGGUUGUGGAUGCCUUGGACGUUGACGUGGUGGCUGUCCUUACUGAGUUUUGUGAGACUCGGGGCUUUCACCUUAGGAUGUCUUGGUUGAGAAAGGUUUAUCAAGAGCUUGCGGAUGCAGGGAGGUACCAGGCUGCCGCUAGGGCGUACAUGCUACAUCUAGUGGCAUGUACUCUCUUUGCAGACAAGUCUAGAGUUUAUAUAGAUGUCCGUUAUGUUUCUCUAUUCAGCGAUCUUGACCCCCCAUGUUGGGCUUGGGGAGUGGCGACAUUGACGAUGAUGUACACAACGCUUGAUUAUGCAUCUCAUCUUGACACCAGACAACUUGCUGGUUACCUGAGCUUGUUACAAUGUUGGAUCUACGAGCACUUCCCUCAUAUCUGUGAUCGGAAAAUCCAUCGUUAUGCGGCUGCUGACCCAUAUGUGAGGAGGUAA
Molecule: messenger RNA, 642 nt
Organism: Vicia villosa (hairy vetch)
Lineage: Eukaryota; Viridiplantae; Streptophyta; Magnoliopsida; Fabales; Fabaceae
Product: protein MAIN-LIKE 1-like
Exons: 2
Coding region: 1-642 (213 amino acids)
Biological process (GO): meristem maintenance; meristem development
Source: RefSeq, a predicted model, not a curated record